Messenger RNA from Lithohypha guttulata, 1476 nucleotides. RefSeq lists its product as uncharacterized. The record is from RefSeq and is a predicted model, not a curated record. The transcript has 3 exons. Gene Ontology annotation, biological process: intracellular calcium ion homeostasis; calcium ion transmembrane transport. Gene Ontology annotation, molecular function: calcium:proton antiporter activity. The coding region runs from base 1 to 1476 and encodes 491 amino acids. Gene Ontology annotation, cellular component: fungal-type vacuole membrane. Lineage: Eukaryota; Fungi; Ascomycota; Eurotiomycetes; Chaetothyriales; Trichomeriaceae.
AUGGAACGCCUUGGAUCACAACCUGACCAUAACAACGAAGUACAGGAUUCUCGCACCAACCACCACGAUGAGUCCUCACCCUUAUUACCAUCCAUCCUUCGAGGUCACGUCGCCGAAGAAGGUGAAUCAGGACGCCGUGGCUUUCAUGUCCGCCACUUCCUGAACGUGUCUUACACCUCUUCCAACAUUGUCUCGAAAUAUGUCAACCUUCUCUGGCCAUUCGUGCCAAUCGCCAUAAUCCUGCGUUAUGCCAUGCCAAAGGCACAUCUGUGGAUCUUUGCCAUGAGCUAUAUUGGCAUGAUACCUUCGGCGAAUCUUUUGGGCUUUGCGGGUCAGGAGUUUGCAAAGAAAAUGCCAAAGGUGGCAGGUAUCCUGAUUGAGACGACCUUUGGCAGUAUCGUUGAGAUUAUCCUGUUCAUGGUUCUGAUCGUGCAGCAUAAGAACCAGGAGGAUGAUGAAGGGAGUGGUGACGAGGGAAACCUGAUUCCCAUCAUUCAAGCUGCCAUUCUGGGCUCGAUCUUGACUAACCUGCUCUUGUGUUUAGGUCUCUGCUUCUUCGUGGGAGGCAUCAGACAACAGGCACAGAAGUUUCAUGCUGUAGUCUCCGAGACUGGUUCUGGUAUCCUGCUCGUUGCAGGCUUUGGCUUGCUGAUCCCAAGUGCCUUCUACAGCGCUCUAAAGGGAGAGACAGUCACCGAGGUCUCUGGAAAGCUGCGAAUACUACACGAAAAGUUCACGCAGGAGACUUUACAAAGGGACAUCUUGAGAAUCAGCCAGAUCACGAGUAUCGUGCUCAUUAUCGCGUUUGGAUUCUUCUUGUGGUACAAUGCUCGAAGCUCGCACAGUCUCUUCGACGAGGUCAUUGAGCAGGACGAGCACGCAGACUUGGAUCGACACCAUGAUGAGGCUCGAAUGAGAUUUACAGGGACUGAAACCACCGUCGCCCUCAUCCUCUCCCUUGUCAGCGCAACCCUCCUCCUCAUCUACCUCGUCGAACAAAUCGAACACGUCGUCCAUACCGGCGUCCCCGACCAAUUCCUCGGCCUCAUCCUCCUCCCUCUCGUCGAAAAAGCCGCCGAACACCUCACCGCCAUCGACGAAGCAUGGGACGGCGUCGCCAACGUCGCGCUCUAUCAUUGUCUUGGACCUUCAAUACAAACGGCACUCUUCAACGGCCCGCUCGUGGUGCUUGUGGGCUGGAUGCUGGGGAAACCGAUGGAUCUGAAUUUCGAGAUCUUCAUGAUUGUGUUGUUGGUGUUGAGUAUUAUUGUUGUGGGAAAUUUCUUGAGAGAUGGGGAGAGUAAUUGGUUGGAGGGGGCGUUGUUGGUGGUCGUCUACGCCAUUAUCGCAAUCGCUUCUUGGUACUACCCGAAUCCAGACGUUGCGACCUCGAACGGACUAGGCGACAUGGCAGGUCAGAACGUGACGAUCAGUGCUGAAGUGCUUAGAGGUUUGCUCGCCAAGCUCAAUAUGUGA